This is a messenger RNA of Aspergillus campestris IBT 28561, 515 nucleotides long. RefSeq lists its product as uncharacterized. Lineage: Eukaryota; Fungi; Ascomycota; Eurotiomycetes; Eurotiales; Aspergillaceae. The record is from RefSeq and is a predicted model, not a curated record. The transcript has a single exon. Bases 143 to 475 code for a protein of 110 amino acids.
UUCGGUCGCAUGGUAAAACCCAACUAGCAAACGAUUUCAUACAGCCAACAUCGACUUCUUGUCUCCCAUCUUCGUAUUUGCAAGCUCAACCUAGAUAGCGUUCCUGCUGACAGGAAUGAUGCCCUCACCAAGCUAUUAACAAAUGCCAAUAAAUAUCCAAUGGCAAGAUGGCCGAGCGGUCCAAGGCGACAGGUUAAGGUGUACCUUAACAGCAACUUUACAAGUUCCUGUUCUUCAUUUGAAGGCGUGGGUUCGAAUCCCACUCUUGUCAAUUCUUUUUGCUCAAUUUCAGCACCUCUCGAUGAGGCCCGCUAAGUUUUGUUUUUACAUCCGCUGUAUUCCCACAUCUCUUUUUUGCUCCUCUGUGACCAGCACAAUUGGCUGGUUGUUUCGAAACCUAUCAUGCAUGUACCACGUACAUGCAUAUCCCGAAUGCCCAUAUUUCAUCAGCUCCGCACGUGUAAUUUCCAACUAGUCAUAAAAAUAAUAUAACGCCCAGUGUCUUCCAAAAAAAC